UCCUCAAGAUGACGAAACAUGUUUCAGCAUUGCUCUUGGCACUAUCAGCGUCUGUCAUUCAAGCGCAGGACAGUCCUUGUUGUGAAGCUCUUCGAUCGUCUGGUCUGAAUGUUUACUUACCAGAUGAUGCUGCCUACCAAGACCGCACCGACUCGUACUUCUCUAUUAGUGCGCAACUGCACCCCUGGUGCUUUGUACAGCCUAUCGAAACUAAAGAGGUGGCUAGCGUUGUAGAUACACUUCGUGAACAUCCUUCCUGUGUUGAUACCAAAUUUGCCGUCCGUAGUGGAGGCCACGCGCCAUGGGCAGGUGCCAACAACAUCGACGAUGGCGUGACCGUUGACCUUGGGAUGAUGAACGCUACAGUAUUGGAUCUACCUCGCAAUGUCGCAGGCGUUCAGCCUGGAUCUCGCUGGGGUCGCGUUUACGGAACUCUAGACCCAUUAAAUUACACAGUCGCCGGCGGUCGUGCCAUUAGUGUUGGCGUCGGGGGUUUUCUCACUGGCGGCGGGAACUCAUUUUUCAGUGCUCGAUACGGCUUUGGCACUGAUACAGUCAAGAACUUUGAAGUGGUUCUUGCCACUGGCAGCGAAGUGAUCAACGCCAACAGUACUGAAAACACCGAUCUUUUUCAGGUUCUCAAAGGAGGUUCUGGAUCCAACUAUGGGAUUGUGACCAGAUACGACAUGCUCGCUAUCGAAGGCAGUACACUCUGGGGUGGAACAGCAUUGUACAAUAAAUCGGAAGGCCAGAAACUCAUUGAUGCGCACGUUGCCUGGACCGAUAAUGUUCAAAACUACCCUCCUGGCAGCGCGGUUUUGAUUUUCAAUUACGAGCGCUCCUUAGGAGACAUUGCCGUUCUUACUUUUUACCACGACACCGAAGGCCGUGAGGCUCCGCCCGCAUUCGAUGAGUUUUUAGCUAUACCCCAGACCUCGAAUACAUUAAGGUUUGCAAGCCACCAGAACAUGUCGGGUGACUUGGACAUACCAUUCGGAUUCCGCAACAUCUGGCAUACCACGACCAUCCGCAACGAUCCCCGAAUUUACAACAAGUUUGUCGAAAUCCACGCGCAACUUGUGGACGAAUGGAAAGCUGAGGUCUCAGAUCCCGAAUUCACCGCUGCGAUGAAUUUCCAAGCUAUCCCCACGAUCUUCACUGAACACAGUGUUGCCAAUGGCGGUAACGUCCUUGGUCUUGAUCGUGUGGACGAGAACGUAGUAAUGAUUCAUUUCUUAAUGUCUGUCAAGACUGUCGAGCUUGAGGUCAAGGCAACAGAGAAAAUCAAGAAGUAUGGUGCAGAAAUGGACGCUUUUGCUGCCAGCGUUGAUGGUCUUGUGGAAUGGAAGCAUUUGAAUUACGCAGGGGGCGACCAGGAUCCGCUUGCAAGCUAUGGGGAAGAGAAUAAUAAGAAGAUGAGGGCUGCGUCUGCGAAAUAUGAUCCUACGGGAUUUUUCCAGAACAAAACGCCUACUGGGUUCAAGUUGUCGAAGAGCGGCACUGUCUAGAGCGGCUUUGUCCAUUCCCUUCGCACUCGAAUGUAGCGAUCCCUUGACCAAAAUUUACCACAAUUUCUCGAAACACCAUCUUGAAAGCGUCAAACGUGAAGCCCGACUCUGGCAAGCCCAAAACGACUGCAGUGGCUCGUGGAAGAUCCAAUCGUUCACCCCCAGGUCGCCAGUGCUAACGACGGUGGCGUCCAGGCCACGACCUUUCGUGAAGUCAAAAAUCUGCUGAUUGACCUCUUCUAGCUUGCGAUUGAUGUAGAGAUCUAGACCCAAGCUAUUUAGAAUAAUGUCCAUGUUAGAAGCGUUGUCGCGGCUGCCAAUAGCAACAACACGGUAGCCCAUUGCCUUUGCGAAUUAAAUUCUGAAAACUCUAAGUCCCCUAACACCCACAAUAGCUAUCGUAGACCCCUUCUUUGCUUUAGCUUAGAGAAUAGCUGUUUAUAUUAUGUAACUAGCGCACAUUAGCGGUGCUGCCUGCUUAAACGGCAGCUCCUCUGGAACCCGCAUGAUGGCAUUGUCAAAAGAUAUCAUGUACUCUGCGAACCCCCUGUCUGCCUUUACAAAGAAGCCUACCAUACCAAAAUUUCCCACAAGGAUAAGCUAAAUGCACGAUACUGCAAUAACAAGACUAUAGGCGGAAUCUUAAACUUGGUAGUCCGUGUAAAAGGAGCUUGCUGCGACAUUACAGACCAAGACCUCGAUUCGCCGUGGCUUAGGGAUGGGGAUUUUCUCGAGUUUGUAAUUCUCCUU
Messenger RNA from Periconia digitata, 2258 nucleotides. Lineage: Eukaryota; Fungi; Ascomycota; Dothideomycetes; Pleosporales; Periconiaceae. The record is from the annotation of a GenBank genome assembly.